This is a messenger RNA of Bacillus rossius redtenbacheri, 8396 nucleotides long. RefSeq names its product gastrula zinc finger protein XlCGF57.1-like. The transcript is spliced from 4 exons. Gene Ontology annotation, cellular component: nucleus. Bases 4483 to 5904 code for a protein of 473 amino acids. Gene Ontology annotation, biological process: regulation of transcription by RNA polymerase II. Gene Ontology annotation, molecular function: DNA-binding transcription factor activity, RNA polymerase II-specific; RNA polymerase II transcription regulatory region sequence-specific DNA binding. The record is from RefSeq and is a predicted model, not a curated record. NCBI's taxonomy places the organism in Eukaryota, Metazoa, Arthropoda, Insecta, Phasmatodea, Bacillidae.
GAUGGCGACAGAACGCACGUGCCUCGAGGAUCCAGUGAGGCUGGAGCCGUGUGACGGAGGGUUGUCGAGCGUGAAGGAGGAGGUCAAGUGACUGACUGUUGCAGAGUGAAGACGAGGCAGAUUGGAGUACUGCUCCAGCCAUGACUGUGACAGGGCCCAGCAUCAAGGUGAAGCAGGAAAUGACUGUUGAAGAUGGCGUAUUGAUCGGACAGCUGGAAGGAACUUUCUCACUUGCAGGUGAAUCCAUUUGGGAUAUUUUUAUUUUGUUUAUAGGUAAUUUCACUGUCUGAUAUCUGUGAUAGUUUGACCGAUACUAACCUGGUAAGAUAAUUCACAUACCGUUUAACUUGGCUGGUAUAUGCUUCAGACAUCUGGUGGGGGUUGGUUCAAGGAGCUGGACAAAUGGAAGAUCUCCGACCAGGAUAGCCACUGCGCACUCAACAACAGGCGGUGGUAAAAACAAAACUAGUAAAAAAAACUGAUGGAAACAAUUCAUUAAUAAAUAAUUUAGUUAAUGAAGUUAUAAUGCUGGUUCCACUUACAUAAUGUAGGGGUAUCCAGAGGUUAGUCCAUUGUAGAGCGAGAGAAACACUAAAUUUGGAAAAUUAGGCAAAAACGGAACUAGAAAAAAAUCUAGAAAACUAAAUUACCAACGGAAAAAAAAAAAUUGAAGAGUGACUAAAUUUGUAGUAACAGUACAGUAAUUACAUAGUUGUUCCUAUCUGAAGCAGAUCUGUUGGACUCUACUUGGAUGAAGUAACACGGAGACUGCCUCAAGGGGGCUAGAACAAGACAAUUGUAGUUGAAGAUACACUUCAAAGGGCAGGGGCCCGAUUCUCGACGCUGUCGGAAUAAUUCCAAUAGCAGAAUGAUCUGCAAGUUUUAUUCCCACAGACAGCUAAAUGUCUAUUCUUGAAACUGCAACAGCAGCCAUCAGAAUCAACAUUGUCGGGUUGACGAAAAGUCUCCAUGGAAGUGUGGCAACGUUUUAUUUAGUUUUGACGUCACUGGUAGGAGGUCAUUCACAAUGAGGGAAGGACCAUUUUUAAUGAAAGUAUAUUAUUAAUUUUUUUCCAUUAUGGUCAUCUUUUUUCUCUAGUUGAUGGAUGUGAAAGUUACGUGUAUAAAUAAUUAAGAAAUAAUUAAAAAUGAAUUGUAAAGUUAUGCUGUGAAAUGGAAAAUUCUAUGACAUAUGAACAAAAAAAAAUUGUUUUAAGCGGGGCAAUAUAUUGUGUAAUGCAAUUGUAAACUUUAUAUCUUGUUGGAAAAGGUACUACAAACACAAAAAUACAUACUAAAAUGUUAAGAGUGUUUUUUUUAGUAUUAAAAAAAAUUUAUCACUUAAAGCACACCCUUUUUUUUUUUUUAUAGUUUCUGCUUAGUUGGCCCAAACUAGUAUAUAUUUUUGUGAAUACUUUGAGGUGAAAAUAAAUUUAAUGCAGUGUUUCUUGGUUCAACAAAUUAUUUAUGAAUGUGUAUAUUAAGAUUUUUAUAACCAGAACCACUGCAAGACUUUACAAAAUGAUAACUUUUUGGACAAUUUCUUGCCAAAUAUUUGGAGGGAAAUUUUAUGAUUGUUUGGAAUAGGUGCUUCUUGAAAAACUCUUAUGUAUUUAUCAAAAAAUCUUUCAGCAACUUUUAUUUGUCAUUAAUAAUUUAAUAAUUUUUGUGUGGGUUUUUAUGGGUUUAUGUUUUCUGCAACUAAAUUUUCUGCAUUGCAGGAAUGUUGCCUAGGUUUACAAGAUAGGAAGGGGUAUAAAGGAUAACCCCUAUUUUCACAAUCAAUUGUAAUUGGUGAAAUUUAUAUAUAAAUGGACUAAUUUUGAUUACAUUUCAAUCCCGUAUAAUAGAUAUACUUUUUUUACGAAUAAAUAUGCAUAGCCAAUAUAAGCCUGCCACAUUAGUACUGAUCCAAUCAGAACAUGACAUAUUUGUGCAAUGUUUAGUGUGAAAAACUAAUUACUUUAUUUGGAAACUAUGUAAUAGUACCUACUUAUCACUAAACACAUCAAAUAAGUAUAACAUUUCUACACAGCUAUAAUUUCUAUAUUUUUCAUGUACAGUAGGUAAAAUGUUAAGUAACCAAUAAUUGUAAAUAUAAAUUUAUUUACCUAGAUUUUAUGAAACUGACAAUUCCAAUUAAAAAAUAUAUAUAUAUAUAUAUAUAUAUAUAUAUAAUAUUCUUAGACUUUAAAUUUUAGUUCAUUUACAAGAUAUUUCUCUCAAGAACACAACAAUUUUAAAGGUUGGAAUGGCUCUCGUGUUGCAAUUUUUAAAUACAAUAAAUUAGACAUAUUCUUAAACCCAUCGCAUAUGAGUUUAUAUAAAUAAUUUUAUUUUUCCUUUUAGGAAUAAAUUAAUUUUCAAUAAAAUAAUCUAAUACUCGGUGAUAGGCCGACCUACUGUAUCAUGUCGCGUAUUUAAAUCUGAAUAUAUAUCACACAAUCUAAUGAGGUGAAUAAGUUAUUGCUGGUUUUAAAUGUAGUUAACCUAAUAUAACUAGUCAUCUGCAUGAUUUUACAAUAUUUAAAUGUAGCUAACCUAACUUAACCAACCAUCCACACAAUUUUAAAGUAUUUCAGAAACAUAACAGAGCAUCCAUUUUGAACAAAUUGAAGUUCCAAAGAACAACAAUCUUUCAAAUCUCUAUCGGAAUUGUGAUUCCGCCAGCAAAAAAGGUAGAAUAAUUCUGGCAGUUUGUGACGUAAUUCUGAUACAUAAUUCCGCUAGCGAGUGUUCAAGAAUAGGGUUUAACAAAUCUCUGUCGGAAUGAAGCAAUUCCGUUAGUGGAAUUACUCGGACAGCGUCAAGAAUAGGGCCUCAGAAGAAAAAAUGGGGGUGGGGGUGGGGUAAAAUUGGAGGUAUAGUCUGUUUUAUGCUUGGAUUGCAGUACAGAGUAUAUGGGAACACUGUUGCCAGAUUGGUACUACAUGGGUUGUUAAAAUUUUUAGUCAUAUUUUGUAUACCAUCAUUAAUUGUAAUAAGUUUUUAUAUGUGUUUUAAUUGUACUAUUGCACCGAGCAGCCAGCGCUGCCCGUGCAUACGGCCUCCCUCCCCUUCACCCCCCUCCAUGCCUUCGCAGUGACUGUUUUUCCCUCCCCUUUUUUUCCCCUCUUCCCUUUCCCCUUGGCGGCGGGCGACACUAGCGCCACUUGUUCGUUUGGUAUAAAGAAGGCCGCUAGGCUUUCCUCGAGGUGGUCGUCGUCGGGACGCGGCUCGAGCAGCUUGGUCUGUUUCCCCCUGAAGGUAUGGUUGGCAUAGACUGAGACGUCAGUUCGCUUUGGGACGCGGUGGCCGUGCCCUACUCAUGUAAUUUACCUUUGCCUUUUUUUUUUUGUUUCUGUUGUUCAAAUUCACUGUUUCGGCUGCCACCUGGCAAAAUUAUGUCUAGACUAAAGUUCGGUUAAAUUUUCCGUUUUUCCCUCGCCAACCAUGACCCUUGCUCAUUUUACUGGUUACGUCUUGUUUUUACCUGGCCUUAGUGCACCUUGUGCUUCACGCGGCGGGUUGUGCGUGUUUUGCCUCGUAAAUUUUUAGUUAAAUUGCUGGCUGCUGUUCGAAGUUUUCUUUCUCGGCGUCUUUCCGCCCUCCCGGCGACGACAGCUUGUAACCGUGUGCGCACAUAAAUUUUGUGGUGGAAUCAAUUGAGCUUUAUGAAAAUUAUUAAAUAAAUUUGGAGGUUUCAUUUUUCGACCUAGCUGUUCCCUGAGCGGGACGUGAUUUGACGCUCGACGCCAUUUGAUUUAACUGUAUAUCUUUGCUUGUUGUGUGAUUUGUCUCAUGUAUUGGCCCGCUCGUGAAUUGAACUGUAAAUCUUUCCCGCUGCGGCGAUACCUCAUAGUUCAUUAUUAUGUAAUUGUUAUUAUAUUAUAUAUGUGUACUCGUAAAUGGCGGUUGUAAGGUGCCUGUCCUUUGCAUUGUUAUUUGUUUAGGGGCAAAUUCUACUUCGCUUGUAUGAACGUUCAAAGUAUUAGUUACUUAUUCACUUCUGCGUGUUGCGAUUUCUUUUGUAACGAUAUUUGUCUACAGUUGUUCCCAAACCAUGUUUGUACAAUAAUUGUUUAUUAUUAUAAAUUUGUAAAUAAAACUUAGAUGCUCUUACUCCAGCUCUUUACACUCUUGUUAGCCUUGCUACUUAACAGGAACACCUCUCUGGAGGCGAUUCCCCUACCAGAAGGGGUUUUGACUGACGCUCCUAGUGGGCCUGGCUUUUUCCGCUCGCUUGGGGGUUGUGCUCAUGUUGGGGCUUGUCUCUAAGGUGGGUGCAAGUCUGCGCUACUCUGCUCCGUCUCAGAGUGUCAGUGUUUCUGUUUGUUUGUUUUUCAUGACCAUGGCUACUACCGUCGGAGUGUCAUGGAUAUACCAGCUGCACCGUGAGGACCUGGCUCUUCAUUAUAGUACGGACGAAGCAGUGACUUGUGCAAGCAGGAAGGGGGGACCGUGGUUGCAAGAGACACGGAACCAGCCGUGAAUGAUCACGAGAUGACAGCACAGUCCAGUCGCUCAUUUCAGCCGGCUCAUUCGGAGAUGUUGAGACCGAGUGUGGAGGAGAGAGGCACAGAAACAAGACAGUCGGUGAAUCUCAAGGGAGGUGCAUCUGUGAUUCCCAACAAAAUCAGUGGCAAACACAACAAUGGGAGUCCCUUCACAUGUUCAGUAUGUUCUGCUACAUACACUUCCCAGGGUGUUCUUAAUAGACACUAUAUGAAACACACUGGGGAGAGACCAUUCACAUGUUCAGUAUGUUCUGCUACAUUUGCUGAAAAGAGUAUUCUUUUAUUUCACUUGAGGAGACACAAUGGGGAGAAACCAUUCCUAUGUUCAGUAUGUUCUGCUACGUUCGCUCGAAAGUGUGGUCUUCGUAGUCACUUUAUGAAACACACUGGGGAGAGGCCAUUCUCAUGUUCAUUAUGUUCUGCUACGUUUAUUCAAAAGGGUGCUCUUAGCAGCCACUUUAUGAGACACACUGGGGAGAAACCAUUCUCAUGUUCAUUAUGUUCUGCUGCAUUCACUCUAAAGAGUGAUCUUCGUAGACACUUUAUGAAACACACUGGUGAGAGACCAUUCUCAUGUUCAGUAUGUUCUGCUACAUUUGCUGAAAAGAGUAUUUUGGUUGUACAUUUGAGAGCCCACACUGGUGAGAAACCAUUCUCAUGUUCAUUAUGUUCUGCUACGUUCACUCAAAAGUGUGGUCUUCGUAGACACUUUAUGAAACACACUGGGGAGAGGCCAUUCUCAUGUUCAUUAUGUUCUGCUACAUUCACUCAAAAGAGUGGUCUUCAUAAACACUUAAUGAAACACACUGGUGAGAGACCAUUCAUAUGUUCAGUAUGUUCUGCUACAUUUGCUGAAAAGAGUAUUCUUAUAUUACAUUUGAGGAUCCACAGUGGUGAGAAACCAUUCAAAUGUUCAUUAUGUUCUGCUACAUUCACUCAAAAAGGAACUCUUAACAGCCACUUUAUGAAACACACUGGGGAGAGACCAUUCUCAUGUUCAUUUUGUUCUGCUGCAUUCACUCUAAAGAGUGAUCUUCGUAGACACUCAAUGAAACACACUGGUGAGAGACCAUUCUCAUGUUCAUUAUGUUUUGCUACGUUCACUUUUAAGAGUGGUCUUUGUAGACACUUAAUGAAACACACUGGUGAGAGACCAUUCUCAUGUUCAUUUUGUUCUGCUACAUUCACUCAAAAGAGUCGUCUUUGUAGACACUUUAAUAAACACACUGGUGAGAGACCAUUCUCGUGUUCAUUAUGUUCUGCUACAUUUGCUGAAAAGAGUUGUCUUUGUAGUCACUUUAUGAAACAUAUUGAGGAAAGACCAUUUUCAUGUGCUCUGUGUUCAGCUAAGUUUGCUGAAAAGAGUAAUUUGAGGAUUCACAUUAAUACAGUACACUUAGCUCUGUAGGCAUUUACAUGCAGUUAGCAACAGAAAAGGAAAACAGCAAAUCGUAUUGAUAUUUCGUUAUUUUUAGUCUUGUCACUUUUAUUUCUAUAAUUUCUUUCCAUAAGUGAAAUUAAGUUUUUUGAGUCAUAAGAGCGCGUGACCAAUCAAACUAUCUAGAGGCACGGAAAUCCGUCUAACCUCACCUCACCAAAGCUAAGGCGACUCAUAACUGGAAUGUAAGACAAACCUAAAAGGUGGCUACUAACCAAACAAAGUUACCUACUAAACUGCAUUUGGCCACAACAAGCACUUCAACAUAAUUCAAACAUGAUAAAACGUGUGGCACCGACGAUAACCUUAGACAAGACCACACUCACCCACGGUCCUCGACGCACCACCACACAGCUGAUGACCCCGGGCAAAACAGCCCGGCUGAGGGUUCGACCAGGCUUAUAUGCAACACCGGCGUGAACGUCACCAAACGUCAGAAGGGACAGAGGGGUGGAAGGGGUAGGGGAGGUAGAAGUGAAGGAACGGCAACAGAAGAAGUAGGUGCCUACUUCACAUUAAUUAAAUUAGCCUUGCUAUUUAUGGAAACUAAUGCUUCAGAAUAUACGAUUUCGAAUCACAAAAGCAUAUUUAGGAACAAAUUAGUCGUGCUAAGUGAGGGAUAGGUGUACUGGUAUCGCAAAUUACACUCAGUCUACGUCAUACCAUGAAGGUUUUUUUCUUAUAAUAUUAUUACUUUCCAUAAUUUAUUUGUAAAGGACUAUAGUUUGCUUCACAAUAUUGCUAAAAUGUUAUUGGAAAAUGUCUCUCUUUCACCACUUCAAAUUAUAGUAUCCCUAAAGAAUAGAGUUUGAAAUUAAAUCUACUUUAUGAUUACCUAAACCAUCAUCUACUCUAAAUUAAAUCCACAACAAUCACCUAACGCAUAACACGACAUACACAUAAAACAACUACAAAACUCAAAAACUUCACAUCCAUACAGCCCCACUUACCUUUCUUGUUUUUACUGCAGUGUUUCUAUACUAUCAAUUUUUCUCUACAAUUUCAUCAUUCACUCCAAAUCCAGUUCCCAUUUUUCCACUUCAUUUUUCUGUCUCGCGAAAUGCUAACCCUUGUUUGUCCAUUUACUAAUACAAUCUCAAUCCACAAGUUCUCUCUCUCUACUGCAUCUUUAUAACAAUCUGUUACAGAUACACAACAUCUUGCUGCACGCUAGAUACAAGUACAUUUAUUUGCACACAUGUUCACUACAAAUUUUUUAAUAUUCUUAAUACCUAUAGUGUAGACAAAAAAAACUUACAUAACACCACUCCCAUGUAAACUUCGUUUACUACUCCUAAAAACACAAACAAAUGAACACAAUAACAUCAAAACACUUACCUCCGGUACUACCAAUACCUUCACUUCAUUACUCUGUUCCAUUACUAUAUUCCAACAUCUUUGGCUUACUAAAAUGUUGUCAUCGCUUUACCCUCUGUUAAUUUCAAUUAAUUGGAAUAUAGUAUCGUGAAAUGCACUUGAGCCUUAUUUAUUUGCCGCUUCACUGCCAUUUUACAUUACUUUAUACUUUUUAUGAUACAUCACGGUAAACAUGUUGUGAUUUACAGUUAAUCCAGGAAUAAAAUAUUUACUACCUGAUAUCUUGCGAUGUGUACGGACAUAAAGAUUUUUCCUGGAAAUAAUGGUACAUGCAUAUUACUCUUGUGGAAAGAAUUGAGAGUGCUGAAAAAAAAAUAACUUGCAGAUGCCAGCACCGGUAUCUAGAAUGCUAUAAGUAUUACAGAAAACUUAAAAGGCAGUUUAUAAUUUUGAAUAUUUUCCCAGUUCCGUAAAAAAUUUAAUAGAAUCUUGAAAUAUGGUUACCAAUUCUGUUUUUAAAAGUAUUAUGCGAGUCUUAUGCUAACCAACAAACAUUUUUGGUUAUGGCCAAAAUAUUAACGGUGCAAGGCUUAUUCGAGGACGUAGUUUUUUCAGGUGAAUACCGUAAUUAAUUAUGACUCUUUAAUUACUGUGUGUAUAUUAGUAUUUAUGUAUUUGUGAAAGUGAUUCUUUGUGUACAUUCUACCCUUCAUAAAAUAUUUUACAAUUUUAUUUAUAUGAUGCCUUAUAUCAAUCACAGUAGGUCAAUUUUAGUUUUAAACUGUGGGUAAUAGAAAAUUGAUUAAUAUCAAAAGUGCAUAGUGUUAUCUGAGUUCAUCACUUAAUUAUCUUGUUAUGGUGUACUGUGCUUAUAAAACAGAAACAGAUUAUGUUUGAAACUUGUUUAUUUAUGUUACUGUUAAAGGUUAAGCAGUGACACAAACAAUUAAAUAUGAAAUAGCACCUGUUCAUAGAAGUUGUGUAACAUUAUAAAAAAAAAUAUGUUAUAGACUAUUAUUUAUAAAUAUUACUAGUAAAUAUUUUUAUUUGUUGUAUUCUGGAGACUUGUAAUAAUUGUUUUUUUUUGUUUCAUCAAGAACCUUUUAAAAGUUAUGUAUUCUAAUAAACAAUAUUUUUAUAUUGUA